UUCAAGGGUGGGGCUGAGACUUGAAGUUUAGCAAGAGGUGUAAACUUUGAAAACAGUCAAAGAGACAACAUGUCAACUGGAGCUGGAGGGAAAGAGCCUUCAAUUCGCCGCCAUGCUAGAAGGGAAAACAGACAAAGGGGACGACUACAAACAGUCAAUACUGAAGCAAUUAAAGAGCAACAGAUAAGAUCAAGAGAAGAGAGAGAGCAGAAAAGAGCUAGAAUGGACGGCAGACAUGAAUUCUUAUUAUCAACGAUAGCAGAAAGACUGGGCCUUACUAUGGAUGAAGCUGAAGACUUCAUGCUUGAUGGAGAUCAGCUAAAUGCUUUCGACAGCUUCUUUGCUCAAGGUGGUCGGAGUGCCCUGAUAUUCUUUUACAAGGAAACUAAGCCUGAAGAAGGAACAGGAGGUACAAAGGAGAAGUGUCUAUGGGUUACUGAUGGCACCAAAGACCCUUACUCUGGCUGCUGUAUGUUCUUUGUCAGACCAAACUCAUCAAAGCCAAUUACAAUGCUCAACAUUCAUCAGGAGGUGUACUUUGGUAUGCUGGACUCCAAUGGUGAAGGAUUGCUUGGUGCUAUUAAGGGACUGCUUGACCUUGUCUUUAUCCCAGCUCUGGAAAGAAAUGAAAAAUGGGGAGACCUCUCAGGAAUUGAAGCUCAGCAAGUCAAACAGCAAUUCCUUGGGAAAUUGUCCUCAUUCGUUGGAGUUUUAGCUAACGCUCAAGCUAGUGUGGCAGAUGCAGUGAAACUAUCACGCAUUGAAAAUGAGAAACUGUUGAAAUUGAUGACAUUAUCAUCAUCAGAAAUCCUAUCAUCAAUGAAUAAUCAGGAUAUUGUUGUGGCUGCUGAGAAUAUUGCUAUGAAAUGGUGUCAUGAAAUUGAACAGAUUCUAACAGAGUCAGAGCAAAUGAGGAAGGAAGCUGAUGAUGUGGGCCCAAAGGCUGAGCUUGAUCACUGGAAGAAACGACUAGCUCGUUUUGAUUCACUCACUGCCUGCGUAAAGAGCUCAGAGUGUAAAACUAUUGUUAAUAUAUUAAUAGGAGCCAAAUCCAAAGUGCUGAAAACUUGGAAGGAGCUUGAUUUGCAGAUAACUGAUUUCACUAAUGAGGCAAAAGACAAUGUCAAGUUUCUUUACACGUUAGAGAAAUACUGUGAACCAUUGUACAAAUGUAACCCGGUGAGCAUGCUUGAUGCUAUUCCUGGUCUAAUGAAUGCUAUCAGGAUGAUCAACAGUUACUCAAGAUAUUACAAUACCUCAGAGCACAUGACUGCUUUAUUUGUUAAAGUCACCAAUCAGAUGAUCAACGCUUGUAAGGCUCACAUCACAGACAAUGGAUACCAUAAGGUUUGGGAGCAGGAGAGAGAGGCAGUAGUUCAUAAAAUGAAUCAGUGUAUCAGACUCAAUGAUGAGUACCAGCAGUCCUUCCAAAAGACCAAAAGACGUCUUGAAGAUCAUCCUGAAGAAAGACCCUUUGACUUUUCCGAAAUGUACAUUUUUGGAAAAUUUAAUAACUUCGUGAAGCGACUUGAGAAACUCAACGAGCUCUUCAGUACGAUUGGUACCUAUUCAACAAUGGGCCUGUCUCACAUUGAGGGGAUCGAUCAGCUUCACUCUCGCUUCAGUCUAUUGAUCUCUUCUCUUAAGAAGAAGUCUUAUGACGUGUUGGAUCAACGAAGGACUGAGUUUGAUGGAGACUAUGAGGACUUUAAGAGACAACUAACGGACAUCAACGGUCAGCUUGUUCAACUGAUGACUGAUCAUUUCAAUCGUUGUUCUACUACACAACUGGCAAUAGAAGCUGCUUGGAGAUUCGGCAGAUUGAAGAUACCAGCAGUUGAUGUCUCCACUAAGUACCCAGUGAUCCUUCAGUGCUUCCAGAGAGAGCUACAGCAGGUCCAGUCCGAGUACAACAAUAAGAAGUCAAGUCCUCCAAUAGCGAGGAACAUACCUCCUGUAGCUGGCCGUAUUGCCUGGAGCAGACAGUUGUAUCAGAAGAUCACUAAACCUAUAAAAGGGUUUCAAACACUGCCUGGACUCAUUGGCCAGUCUGAGUGUAGGCGUGUCAUCAAAUCAUACAAUAGAUUAGCCCAGGUCCUGGUCGAGUAUGAGCUCCUCCACAUUCAGCUAUGGACUGAGAAGCUUCCUUCAAUAAGGACUGCUCUCACCUCUACCGUCCUUAUAAGGAAUCAAGGUCAACUCUUUGUUAAUUUUGAUCCACAGAUCAACGAGUUUCUUCGAGAGGUCCAGAUACUAAACACAAUGGAUAUUGAAGUACCUGGUGACAUGACUAGCCUCUACCUCAGGAAGAAGAGCAUAUUAGCUAAUUAUGACUCUGUACAGCAUUUGGUGAAUGAGUAUAACAGGGUCCUUGAUAAGAUCCCUGAGCUGUUUGCUGUCCUGAUGGUCCCUCACAUUGAAGAGACUAACAUUGCCCUUAGUCCUGGUAUGAGUAUCCUCCGCUGGACUUCAAUUAAUCUAGAGGGGUUCCUCCUCUCCGCUAAUAAAGCAAUAGCCUCACUGGAGUACCUCAUUGACUCUGCCUUAGGGAUUCACAAUAACCGGAUCAUGGAGGUCUUUGCUCAGAUACAGCUGGUUCCAUUGACUGAUGUUCCUUCCCAUGAGGUCAUUUCUGUUGAGAUGUUUCUCAAAACAACCGAAGAACUUUGUCGAAAAGCUGCUCUGAGCCUUGAGAACAAGAACCUGAUAGUAGAGAAUGCUGUCCUUGAAUUGAUCAAUUUGCUGCUACCUAUGAACGAGUCUUUGAAACAAGAUCAACCAGAAGAUAUGAUGGCCCCUGGGGCAGUAACGCUAAAGAGGAAACUGGAACAAAAGCAGAAACUGCGACAAGAGGCUGACAUGCUCUACGACUACUACCAACAGUUGAAUAUUGAUGCCUUUAUUCAGUUCUACAGGAGUACUCUAGAGAACCUUCGUAGGCGUGUUGCCUUCACUAGCACUUUGUCUUACACGGAAUUUUCUGCAGAGGAAAAGAAAGAGCAUCAUCCUCUCUUUAUAGCAGAUAUAAUCCUCUCACUACCUUGCCUUGUGAUCAGACCAAGUCUUGAUGAAAUACAACAGUCCAUGAAUCAGGCUGUGAAUAUGAUCCUCUCCGUUAUGAAGAGUGUUCACUGCUGGGGGCAGGAGAGGUUGGAUAUCAUUAAAAGUAGUGUCUCGGUUCAUUCUUUAAUAAAAAUGGAACCUGUUUCAUCACUGACUCAACUCAAGACAUACUAUCAUGCUGUGUCUGAACACAAGGAGGUCAAUAAACUAGUAUCUGUCCUCAAUACCUGCCUCAACUCUACAAAGAACAUUGUCCAGUCAACCAUUGACCAGUUUAACAAAUAUGAGUUGCUAUGGGCCAUUGACAGGGACGAGAGAGUCUUGAAAUUUUCCGAGUCUGAUCCAAACGUGAGCGACUACCAGCAGGAGAUGCAUUCCUUCCAGCAGCUUGAGGAGGUGGUACAGCUUGAGCCUGACAUUCAAGAAGCAGGAGCUCUUAGCCUCCACACUGACCAGCUUAAGGUGAUGCUGGUGACUGAGGCCAAGCAAUGGAGAGUCUGCUAUGGACGAAUAAUGAGCCAAAACUAUCAGACAACAAUGGAUAGAGUGUUUGUGUCUAUAGAGGAGUGGGGGAAGAUGCUCUCUCAUCCACUGAAGGAUCUUGAUGAUGUGAGGAGUGUCAUGGGAACUUUAAAGGAGAUCAGAGAGAAUGAGAUUAGGAUUGACAUGUGCCUCGGACCAAUUGAGGAGUGUUACACUCUGUUGCAAAGGUAUGGUAUAUCAGUGAGUCAUGAGGAGGUGGAGAGGGUUGAUACUCUGAGGUACCUCUGGCAGAAACUGAAUAACCAGAUAUCAGUACUACUGACUGAACUACUGGAGCUACAGCCAAAGUUUAAGACAAGUCUAGAGGAGAGUGUGAAGGAGUUUAGAGUCACUGUAGCAUCAUUCACUAAGGACUAUACUGAAAAAGGUCCAAUGGUGAUUGGUAUACCUCCUAGAGAAGCAUCAGACAGACUUGUGAUAUUUCAAAGCCAGUUUGAUGACUUGUGGAGGAAGUUUCAGACCUAUUCAGGAGGUGAAGAUCUCUUUGGUCUCCCAAUAACAGAUUACUCAUCACUCGCUGAUAUAAGGAAGGAACUCAACUUACUUCAAAAGCUCUAUGGACUCUACAAUGCAGUGAUGGACAGUGUGGAUGGAUACUAUGACAUACUCUGGACUGAGGUUGACAUUGAGAAGAUUAAUAACGAACUGUUAGACUUUCAGAACAAGUGCAGGAAACUACCCAAAGGACUUAAAGAGUGGCAAGCAUUCAACGACCUCACAAAGAAGAUUGAUAACUUCAAUGCAAUCUGUCCACUGCUGGAGAGAAUGGCAGAUAAAGCAAUGAAGGAGAGGCACUGGAAGAGGAUUGAAGAUAUCACUAAACACUCCUUUGAUAUUGAGAAUGAGAGCUUUGCUCUUAGGAAUGUCAUGGAGGCUCCUUUACUGCAGAAUAUGGAGGACAUUGAAGAUGUGUGUAUUGCUGCAGUGAAGGAGCAGGAUAUUGAAGCUAAACUAAAGCAAGUGAUUGCUGAAUGGGCAGUUCAUAAUUUAUCAUUUGCUCCUUUUAAAACUCGCGGGGAGUUACUGCUGAGAGGAGAUGAUACUGCAGAGAUUGUGACACUAAUGGAGGACUCACUAAUGGUCCUCAGCUCACUCAUGUCUAACAGGUACAAUGCUCCUUUCAAGCCUGAUAUUCAGAAGUGGGUCAAGAAUCUCACCAAUGCCUCAGAGAUAUUAGAGAACUGGCUCGUGGUUCAGAACCUUUGGGUUUACCUGGAGGCUGUCUUUGUUGGAGGAGACAUAGCAAAGCAACUGCCUAAAGAAGCUAAAAGGUUUCAAAGUAUAGACAAGUCCUGGAUAAAGAUAAUGACCAAAGCUCAUGAGGUUCCUAAUGUGGUCCAGUGCUGUGUGGGGGAUGAGACACUGGGACAGCUACUGCCUCACCUCCUGGAGCAGCUGGAGCUCUGCCAGAAAUCAUUAACCGGCUACCUUGAGAAGAAGAGGCUCAUCUUUCCUCGGUUCUUCUUUGUGUCUGACCCAGCACUACUGGAGAUACUGGGACAAGCUUCAGACUCACACACUAUACAGGCUCACCUCCUCAGUGUCUUUGAUAACAUUAAAACUGUCACAUUCCAUGAUAAGGAGUAUGACAGGAUCACUCACAUUAACUCCAAAGAACCAGAAACUAUUGAAUUAGAGAAGCCAGUUCUUGCUCAGGGAAAUGUUGAGAUAUGGUUGGGGAAGCUUCUUGACAUGGCAAAGAAAUCAGUUCAUUCUGUGAUAAGGAAUGCUGCAGUGACCAUUAAAGAUCCUAACUUUGACCUCAUUGACUUCUUAAACAGUUACCCUGCUCAAAUUGGUCUCCUUGGUCUACAGAUCAUUUGGACAAUGGACUCAACUAAUGCACUGAAGAAUGCUCGAUCAGACAAGAAGAUAAUGGCUGCCACUGACCAAGCAUUCCUUGACAUGCUCAAUUCUCUCAUUGAAAUGACGACACAAGAACUGAACAAGAUUGACAGAGUAAAGUAUGAGACACUGAUCACAAUACACCUUCAUCAGAGGGACAUAUUCAAUGACCUGGUUCGUAUGAAUAUUAAAUCAUCAACUGAUUUUGAAUGGUUGAAGCAAAGUAGGUUCUAUUUCAAUGAUGACAUUGACAAGUGUGUCAUAUCAAUAACUGAUGUGGACUUCACCUACCAGAAUGAGUUCCUAGGCUGUACUGAGAGACUAGUCAUCACUCCAUUGACUGACAGGUGCUAUAUAACACUAGCACAAGCACUGGGAAUGUCUAUGGGAGGAGCCCCUGCUGGACCUGCAGGUACUGGUAAGACUGAGACUACUAAGGACAUGGGCCGAGCUCUAGGGAAGUAUGUGGUUGUGUUCAAUUGUUCGGAUCAAAUGGACUUUAGAGGAUUAGGACGAAUAUACAAAGGAUUGGCCCAGUCUGGCUCCUGGGGCUGCUUUGAUGAGUUCAAUAGAAUAGAACUACCAGUACUGUCAGUAGCAGCUCAACAGAUUUAUGUUGUACUGAUGAGCAGGAAGGAGAGAAAGACUGAGUUUAUAUUCACUGAUGGAGACGUAGUGAGUCUCAAUCCUGAAUUUGGAUUAUUCUUAACAAUGUUUGUUCCUGCUGAUGAUAAUGGUGACUGGGUCCACUGGUCAACACGUGUGGAGGAGUACAUUUAUCCAAAGGACAGUAUCCCUCCAUAUCACUCCAUUCUAGUCCCUAACGUUGACAAUGUAAGGACUGACUUCCUAAUACACACGCUAGCCAAGCAGAGCAAGGCCGUGUUAUUGAUAGGAGAACAAGGAACUGCUAAAACAGUCAUUAUACAUGGCUACCUCUCAAAAUAUAAUCCAGAGGAGCAUUUGAGUAAAGGGCUCAGCUUCUCAUCAGCCACCACUCCUGGCCACUUUCAGAGAUCAGUCGAGAGCUACAUUGACAAGAGGGUUGGGACAACUUACGGUCCCCCAGCUGGUAAGAAGAUGACCGUUUUUGUGGAUGAUAUAAACAUGCCAAUAAUCAAUGAAUGGGGGGACCAGAUCACUAAUGAGAUUGUUAGACAAACUGUGGAAAUGCAAGGAUUCUAUUCUCUGGAGAAACCAGGAGACUUUACUCACAUUGAAGAUAUACAGUUCUUGGCAGCAAUGAUUCAUCCUGGAGGAGGUAGGAAUGAUAUACCUCAGAGACUCAAGAGGCAGUUCAGUGUCUUUAAUUGUACACUGCCUUCAAAUGCUUCCAUUGAUAAGAUAUUUGGUGCCAUUGGUAGAGGAUACUUUUGUGCUGAGAGAGGAUUCAUGAAAGAGUCUAUUGAACUGAUACCAAAUCUUGUGGUCUGUACUAGGAGACUAUGGCAACUAACAAAGAUAAAAAUGCUACCAACUCCUGCUAAAUUCCACUACAUUUUUAACCUUCGUGAUCUCUCUCGUAUCUGGGAAGGAAUGCUACACGUUGAGUCUGAGGCAUUGUCAUCUGUUGAAGUGUUUCUAGGUCUCUGGAAACACGAAUGCACUCGUGUCAUUGCCGACAGGUUCACUAAUGCCGAAGACAAGGAGUGGUUUGACCGCUGUCUGUCAAGAGUGAUAGAGGAGGAGAUGGGAGAAUCAAUUAAAGAUUUGAUUCCUGAGGAACCUUACUUUGUGGACUUCUUGAGGGACCCACCCGAGCCAACUGGUGACGAACCUGAUGAUUUUGAAUUUGAAGCUCCAAAAAUUUAUGAACCAAUUCCAUCUUAUCCUGAUUUAAAGGAAAGGCUUGGUAACUUCCUCCAGCAGUACAAUGAGACUAUAAGAGGCUCUGGAAUGGACCUGGUGUUCUUUAAAGAUGCCAUGGUCCACUUAAUGAAGAUAUCUCGUCUCAUUCGUACUGAUAGAGGCAAUGCCCUCUUGGUUGGAGUAGGUGGUUCCGGUAAACAGAGUCUAACACGACUAGCCUCUUUCAUUGCUGGAUAUAAGACCUUUCAGAUUCAACUCUCUCGAUCAUAUAAUGUGAAUAGUCUCAUGGAAGACUUAAAGGUAUUGUACAGGGCCACUGGACAGGAAGGGAAAGGAAUGACGUUCCUAUUCACUGACCAAGAGAUAAAGGAUGAAGGAUUCCUUGAAUACAUUAACAAUGUUCUCUCAUCUGGUGAAGUCUCUAAUCUCUUUGCUAGAGAUGAAAUUGAUGAGAUCAACUCUGAGCUGAUCCCAGUUAUGAAGAAAGAGUUCCCAAGACGCCCACCAACACCAGAAAACCUUUACAGUUACUUUUUGUCACGUGCUCGUAAAAAUCUUCACGUUGUUUUGUGUUUCUCUCCAGUUGGAGAAAAGUUUAGGAGUCGCUCGUUAAAGUUCCCUGGACUAUUUAGUGGGUGUACAAUGGACUGGUUCAGUCGCUGGCCUAAAGAUGCUUUGAUAGCUGUUGCUCAUCAUUUCAUUUCAGAAUAUGACAUGCUUUGUACUCCUGAAGUGAAGACAGAGGUAAUUCAAGCAAUGGGUGUGUUCCAGGACUUUGUUGCUGAAAGUUGUGUUGAGUAUUUUGAGCGGUAUCGACGAACGGCCCACGUGACACCAAAAUCCUAUCUAUCCUUCAUUGGAGGAUACAAGAACAUAUACACAGAGCAGAAGAAUUAUGUAGGAGAGAUGAGCAACAGGAUGAAGUCUGGUCUUGAGAAACUCAAGGAAGCUGGAGAAUCAGUAGCUCAACUAUCAGAGGAACUUGUUGUGAAGAAGAAGGAUCUUGCUGUAGCCUCAAAAGAAGCUGAGAAGGUUCUUGCUGAAGUGACAGUAAAGGCCCAAGCUGCUGAGAAAGUGAAAGCAGAGGUUCAAAAAGUGAAAGAUAAAGCUCAGUCUGUGGCUGAUGCUAUUGCAGCUGAUAAAGCUGUGGCUGAGGAGAAGUUGGAAAAAGCAAGACCUGCUCUAGAGGAGGCUGAGGCUGCCCUACAGACUAUAAAAUCAGGAGACAUUGCUACUGUAAGAAAACUUGGAACACCACCACAUCUCAUUAUGAGGAUUAUGGACUGUGUCCUCUUACUGUUUCAAAAGAGACUCAAUAACAUGACACAGGAUUCUGAGAGACCUGGCCCUAAGCCUUCUUGGGGUGAAUCACUAAAAAUGAUGAGUCAAGCUGGCUUCCUUCAAAGUUUACAAAGUUUUCCUAAAGAUUCGAUUAACGAAGAGAUGGUUGAGCUACUCCAACCUUACUUUAGAAUGGAGGACUAUAACUCUGAGACUGCAAAGAAAGUGUGUGGUAAUGUAGCAGGACUCUGCUCCUGGACUCAGGCCAUGGCCUUAUUUUAUGGAGUGAACAGAGAAGUACUGCCUCUCAAAGCUAAUCUGGCUGUCCAAGAAGUCAAGUUCCAAGCAGCUCAGGCUGAGCUUGAAGAUGCCAAUCAGACUUUGGCCGAUAAACAGAAGGAGCUUGAUGUUGUGAGAGCUCUUUAUGAUGAAGCCAUGAGCAAGAAGCAAGCACUGAUUGAUGAUGCUGAAAUGUGUGAGAGGAAAAUGAAAGCAGCUUCAACUCUGAUUGAAGGACUAGGGGGAGAGAAGGAAAGAUGGACACAGCAAAGUGAAGAGUUUCAAAGUCAAAUAAAGCGACUAGUUGGAGAUGUACUAAUGGCUUCUGCUUUUCUUUCUUAUGCUGGUCCUUUUAAUCAAGACUUUCGUGGGCUACUCAUGUCAUCGUGGCAGAAAGAAGUACAGAAUAGAAAAAUUCCAUUUAGUCCUGAUAUGAACCUUGUAUCAAUGUUGACCACCUCAGCCACUGUUGGUGAAUGGAAUCUUCAAGGAUUACCUAACGAUGAACUCUCAGUUCAAAACGGGAUCAUUGUUACUAAAGCCACUCGAUAUCCUCUGCUGAUUGACCCACAAGGACAGGGAAAGACUUGGAUUAAGAACAGGGAAGGAAAUAAUGAACUUCAGUUAACUAAUCUGAAUCACAAGUACUUCAGGACUCACCUUGAGGACUGUCUCUCUCUUGGUAAGCCUCUUCUCAUUGAAGAUGUUGAAGAGGAGCUUGAUCCAGCACUUGAUAAUGUACUUGAGAAAAACUUUAUAAAAUCAGGGACCAUGUUUAAAGUUAAAGUUGGUGAUAAAGAGGUGGACGUGAUGAAAGGAUUUGCUUUGUACAUUACAACUAAACUACCUAACCCGUCAUACACACCAGAGAUCAGUGCUCGUACUGCUAUUAUUGAUUUCACUGUUACAAUGAAAGGACUUGAGGAUCAGUUACUGGGACGUGUUAUACUAACAGAGAAACAAGAACUGGAGGUAGAGAGGGUUAAGCUGUUGGAGGAAGUGUCUGGAAAUAAAAAGAAAAUGAAAGAACUUGAGGACAGUUUGCUGUAUCGACUGACAUCAACAAAAGGUUCACUAGUUGAUGAUGAGUCUCUCAUUGAAGUAUUAAGAACCACUAAGAUCACUGCAGAGGAUGUCACUCAGAAACUAGAGAUAGCAGCUCAAACAGAAAUAAAGAUCAACACAGCAAGAGAAGAGUACAGACCAGUAGCUGCCAGAGGCUCCAUACUCUAUUUCCUAAUAGUUGAAAUGUCAAUGGUCAAUGUGAUGUACCAGACUUCACUGGUUCAGUUUCUAGACAUAUUUGACCUCUCCAUGGCUCGCUCUGGAAAGUCUCCUGUGACUUCUAAGCGGAUCAAUAAUAUUGUGGAGUAUUUGACCUUUGAAGCUUUUAGAUAUUCUACGAGAGGUCUUUAUGAAGAACACAAGUUCCUGUUCACGCUCCUCCUCUCCUUAAAGAUUGACAUGCAGAAAGGACAUGUGAAGCAUAAUGAAUUUCAGACUCUAAUCAAAGGAGGAGCUGCUCUUGAUUUAAAGACGUGCCCAGCAAAGAGCUCAAAAUGGAUCACUGACAUGACGUGGCUUAACUUGGUUGAGCUAUCAAAACUCCAACAAUUCUCUGACAUAUUGAACCAGAUAUCCCGCAAUGACAAGGGAUGGAAGGCCUGGUUUGAUGCUGAUGCCCCAGAAGCAGCUCCUAUACCUGACGGGUACACUAAUUCACUGGAUACGUUUAGGAAACUCCUACUAAUCAGAGCCUGGUGUCCUGACAGGGUCCUCCCUCAGGCCAGGAGGUACAUUGCUGAAUCAAUGGGGACUAAAUAUGCUGAAGGUGUUAUAUUGGAUAUGGAUGUCAUGUGGGAGGAGUCAACUAAGAGAAUACCAAUGAUCUGUUUCUUGUCAAUGGGAUCCGAUCCCAGUAAUCAUAUUGAUCUAUUGGCAAAGAAAGUCAAACUCACUUGUCAGGCCAUUUCAAUGGGUCAGGGACAAGAGGUACAUGCUAGAAGAUUACUCCAGCAAUGCCAACAACAGGGUGGUUGGCUACUUGUGCAGAAUGGACAUUUGGCUUUGGAUUUCCUGGACGAGUUACUCAAUUCCAUCCUUGAGACACAGUCAGUACACGACUCAUUCCGUCUUUGGAUGACGACUGAAGUUCAUUUAAAGUUUCCUAUUAACCUCCUCCAGUCCUCAAUCAAGUAUACCUUUGAACCACCUCAAGGAGUGAAGGCUGGACUCAAGAGAACCUAUUCCAACAUCACUCAGGAGCAGCUUGAUAUCAGUAACCUCCCUCAGUGGAAGCCACUCCUCUACACUAUAGCAUUCCUCCACACUACAGUACAGGAGAGGAGGAAGUAUGGACCACUGGGUUGGAAUAUACCCUAUGAGUUCAAUCAGGGAGAUUUUAAUGCUAGUACACAAUACAUACGAUUCCUAACUGCUAUGAGACAAGAGGUUGCAAGAGCACACAAAGGCUGGGCCCUGGACAGUGUAGUGCUAUAUAAUGAGGUUACUAGAAUGAACAAGGAAGAUGUAACAGCUCCACCAGGAGAAGGUGUAUACAUACAGGGUCUGUUCUUAGAUGGAGCAGGCUGGGACAGGAGGAAUUCCAAACUAACAGAACCAACUCCUAAAGUGCUGUAUGUGAGUAUGCCAGUCAUACAUGUCUAUGCUAUUAACACAAGAGAGAUCAGUAAAGACCCAAAACUUUACGCGUGUCCUGUGUAUAAAAAACCAAGGAGAACUGAUUUGACUUACAUCACAGCACUUUACCUCAAAACACUUCAACCUCCUCAUGAGUGGACUCUAAAAGGAACUGCUCUUCUCUGUGACACCAAAUAAUUAACUUUAACACAGCCUCAUGCUUUUUGUUGCUACACUGACCCUUAAUUUUGAUUUUUAGUUAAAAUAAUGUGUAUUACAUAAAUAAUUUUUUAAAAGGAUGGACCACACUACAUGGAA
This is a messenger RNA of Amphimedon queenslandica, 11778 nucleotides long. Its product is annotated as dynein heavy chain 5, axonemal-like. Lineage: Eukaryota; Metazoa; Porifera; Demospongiae; Haplosclerida; Niphatidae. Gene Ontology annotation, biological process: microtubule-based movement. The record is from RefSeq and is a predicted model, not a curated record. The transcript is spliced from 37 exons. Bases 70 to 11658 code for a protein of 3862 amino acids. Gene Ontology annotation, molecular function: dynein intermediate chain binding; ATP binding; minus-end-directed microtubule motor activity. Gene Ontology annotation, cellular component: axonemal dynein complex.